Penicilliopsis zonata CBS 506.65 is the source of this 1680-nucleotide messenger RNA. RefSeq lists its product as hypothetical. The coding region runs from base 73 to 1539 and encodes 488 amino acids. Gene Ontology annotation, molecular function: chitinase activity. NCBI's taxonomy places the organism in Eukaryota, Fungi, Ascomycota, Eurotiomycetes, Eurotiales, Aspergillaceae. Gene Ontology annotation, biological process: carbohydrate metabolic process. Gene Ontology annotation, cellular component: extracellular region. The record is from RefSeq and is a predicted model, not a curated record. The transcript has 4 exons.
CCCUCUCUCUCUCUCUCACUCAUCAGUCUCCCAGUCACUCCUUUCGCUUCUGGCAAGCAUCCAUUCCUUAAAAUGCGCUCCUCACUCUCCUUUCUGGCCUUGAUGGCUAUCCGGGGCGUUCAAGCUGGUCUUGAUCUUAGCAGCUCAUCCAACGUCGCCGUGUACUGGGGCCAAAACUCCUACGGUGCCUCUUCUGGGGAUUUGGAACAGCAGGCUCUGACCUACUACUGCGACAAUGACGAUAUCGACGUCAUCCAACUCGCUUUCAUGUACGCCAUCGACGGCACAGGAGGCGUGCCCGAGCUCAACUUUGCCAACUCCGGCAACGACUGCAGCACGUUUGACGGAACGGACCUGCUCGACUGCCCGGCGAUCGGCGACGACAUCACCACCUGCCAGGCCAAGGGCACGACAAUCCUGCUGUCCAUCGGCGGCUCGACGUACAGCGAGGGCGGCUUCAGCAGCGAGGAGGACGCGGUGGCCGCCGCCCAGCUGGUCUGGGCGAUGUUCGGCCCCGUCAACUCCUCCUCGUCGGCGCACCGCCCCUUUGGCGACGCCGUGAUCGACGGCUUCGACUUUGACUUUGAAUCCACCGUCGACAACAUGGCCGCCUUUGCCAACGAGAUGCGCUCCCUCUUCGACCAAGACGACUCCAAGACCUACUAUCUCACCGCCGCGCCCCAGUGUCCCUACCCGGACGUCAACGACAACGCCAUGCUCGACGGCUCCGUCUACUUUGACGCCAUCUGGGUCCAGUUCUACAACAACUACUGCGGUCUGACCUCCUUCGAGGCCGGCGCCUCCACCCAGACCGACUUCAACUUUGAUACCUGGAAUACCUGGGCCACGGGCACCUCGCUCAACCCGGACGUCAAGGUCUUUGUCGGCGUUCCCGCAGACACCACCGCCGCUGGCUCCGGUUAUGUCGAUGCCUCGACUCUGGCCGAGAUUAUCGAUUUCGUCGCCGAUUAUAGCAACUUUGGCGGUAUCAUGAUGUGGGAUGUCACUCAGGCGUAUGCCAACACUGGAUUUCUCAGCGACACUGCCUCUUGUUUGGGCUCUUCUUCUUCUUCUUCUUCUUCUUCUUCUUCUUCUUCUUCUUCUUCUUCUUCUUCUGCCGCUGUCCCAUCGACUGCAACUGCUACUGCUGCUACGACUGCAACUGCAACUGCAACUGCUACUGCAGCUGCAGCUACAACUGCUAUCCCUACCACCCUGGUAACUUCCGCAACUACCAUGACCACAACCAUCGUUCAGACCUCGACCGUCACGAAGAUAUUCACCACGACGUCUAGCAUGUUUACGUCUAGCCCGACCAAGUCCUCCACCUACACAACCACCUCCCCUUCCUCGGUCGCAUCGUCUACCGCGGCUCCUGUCUCUGGCGGGACCUGCUCCACCGACGGCGCAUACGAGUGCAACGGAAGCAGCUUUGGGAUCUGCGUCGACGGCGAAUGGGUCAUGGAGACGUGUGCGUCUGGACUGAUCUGUGUCCAGGAGGGGGCGAACGACGUUUACUGUGAUUUCAAGGAAUACUAGAGUAUACUAGAGUAUAGUAAAAUAGUAUAGUAGGAUAGAUCUCCAAGUACGGAGUAUAGCUAGUAAUUAUGUCCAACACAAUAAAACACAAUAAUACAAAGUCACGCCGACGAGAAUAAGCUCCUCUCUCGCCAAGGGAUC